Messenger RNA from Anneissia japonica, 2190 nucleotides. Its product is annotated as myosin-16-like. The transcript has a single exon. NCBI's taxonomy places the organism in Eukaryota, Metazoa, Echinodermata, Crinoidea, Comatulida, Comatulidae. Bases 1 to 2190 code for a protein of 729 amino acids. The record is from RefSeq and is a predicted model, not a curated record.
AUGGAAGUGAACAUCGGAGAGAAGGAGGAGUUGCGGCGAGCGCAAUCCGAUCUGGAUGAGAAACGGAAGACGGUUAUGCGAUUGAAGAGUGCGAUCGAGGAACUGAAAAAGGUUUUUCGAGAGAACAGGAACAUCAAGGAGGAGGUGGAAGCGAACGCCAGGAAGAUCGAAAGUAUCGACGACGAACUUCGCGCGUCAAAACGGACGCUCGGCGACAGAGACAGAAUGAUUUUUGACAAAGAUCGAGCGACGACCAACUUGAAGAAGGAAAUCGCCGCUCUCAGGGACGAACUUGCUGCCGAAAAGGACAAGGUGGCAAAAGCCGUGAAGGAACGCAGCGACGACGACGCCCGAAGUUCGGUGACGCUCGAGAAGAUAAAAGACGAAUUGCGACAUGCGAACCGGGAAGCGGCGGCUGCAAAAGACCUCCAACGACGGUCGGCGACGAAGCUGGAAGAGACCGAGAAGCUUGUGGAGAGUCUGAAGGAACGGUUGGAUGACAAAGGUCGCUCGACUGCCAAUGCGAAUAAGGAGAUCGCCUCCCUCAGAGACGAACUUCGUGCCGAAAGGGAAAAGGUGGCAACGGAUUCCAAGGAACGCAGCGACGGCGACGCCCGACGUUCGGCAUUUUUCGAAAAGAUCAAAGAGGAUUUGCGACUGGCGACUCGCAAAUUGGAGACUGCCAAAGACAGGGAACGACGGUCGGCGAAGAAGUUGGAAGAGAGCGAGAGGGAGGUCGAGAGUCUGAAGGAGUGGUUGGACGUAACGGAGAAGAAUCACGAAGCGAACCUUCGCGAGUUUUGUUCUUCCGCCGAGUCCGACAAGGCGAAGGCGAUCUCAGAUCUGGAAACGGCCAAGGCCGAUCACACAGACAGGACCGAUAUUCUCCGGACGGAGAUUGCCGAUUUUAAGGAAAAGCUGGCCGAGGCCACCCGAAAGGAGUCUUUGCUGAUCAAGGAUGUCGAGAAAUUAACCGCCCUGACAGAUGAUAACGAAAAGGAGAGUAGGAGGAUGGAAAAGCAUCUUUCCGAUAAAGAUCGCUCGGCUAUCGACUUGCGGAACGAGAUCGACACCCUGGAAGAGAAAAUGAAACGGAACGAAAGUGAGAUUGACGAUCAAAUGACGGCCUACAAAGAAGAGAUUGAAAGAAACGUGAAGAGGAUGAAAGAGUUGGACGCUACGAUCGCGAAGAAGAUUCGAGAGGCGGCCGGUCUCGAAGACAAGAUCGCCGUCCUCAAAGAAGGGAAGGAACGUGACGGACGGAAAAUAAAAGGGUUGGGGGUGCAGCUCGCUAACAAGGGACGCGAGGCGACCGCUCUCAAAGACGAUAUAGCCGCAUUGCAAACGGACCUCUCGAGAGCGCGCGAAGAAUGCGCGGACGACCGGAGUACCGAACUUUCCGUCAUUCUAGAACGGACGUCCCGCGAUCUGGCGGCCGCCAAGGAAGCCGAGAUCAGGCUGAUGGCGAACCACGAAAACAUCGAGAAGGAGAUCCCGCAGUGGAAGCAAUGGGUCGAAGAAUUAGAAAAGGCACGAGACGAAUCUCACGAAUCCCACGCCAAGGAACUCGGAUCGCUUCGAGACGAUCUCGAGAGGGAGAAAUCGGACGCUGAGACGAAACUUGCAACGGCGAAGGCGAGCCACUCGGACGAUAUCGAAAAUCUUCGAACGCAGAUAUCUUUCAUUAAAGAAAAGGAAUCAAAACUGAGAAGAGACACUGGUAAGUUGCAUGCGGCCCUAAAGGAACGGGAAGAAAAUUAUCUCGAUCGGAUAGCUAAACUGGAAUCCGAUAAGAUUUCGCGAUCGGCAGAAGCGGAAGAGGCUCUUGAAGAGUGCGCGUCCCUCUCGGAGAAACUGAAGCUCGCGACCGAUUCCGAACGUCGGUCGAAGGAGGACCUUGAUAGGUGGCAAGCCGAGAAGAGGUCGUGGCAAGCGAUGGCCGAACGACGUUCGGCAGAUCUCGACAAGCUUCGCGACCUGCUGAAUACGUCUGAGAGAGAACGCGCAAAUCUUGAGUCCCAACUUUCGAACGUUGACAAGAAUCUAACGGAAUCGAAAGAAACGGAUUCGUUGAAGCGGGAGCUGGAAAGACAUCGACAGGAGAUCCGACAACUCGAACAACUUCUGAUCGACGUUAAGAGGGAGAAGUCGGGGGGAGUCCAACGAAUGAAUGAUUUCGGAACUAAGUAA